Rotaria sp. Silwood2 is the source of this 669-nucleotide messenger RNA. Lineage: Eukaryota; Metazoa; Rotifera; Eurotatoria; Philodinida; Philodinidae. The record is from the annotation of a GenBank genome assembly.
AUGGGUUAUAACAUUUUCAGAAAUGAUCGAGUAGGAAAACCUGAUGGUGGAGUAUUAUUAACAGUAAAACAACAUGUUAAAUGUCGAGAAAUACUUAACAAAACAUCACACAAAAAUGACGUGAUAGCAGUAGAGAUUGAAACACAACCAUUCAAAUCAAUACUGAUAUCCUCCAUUUACGUACCACCACAAGCAAAGAUUGAUCUUGGUAUCUUCCAAGAACUUUAUGACAUCAACAACAACUGCAUUAUUGUAGGUGAUCUGAAUGCAACAUUAAAUGAAAUGGGGUCAAGGAAGACACAUGCCAAAGGAAGACAGCUGCAAGAAUUAAUCAAAGAAGGUUUUAUUCAAUGUGUUGAUGAUGAUAGUACGACAUUUGAAAAGAAUAAUUAUGAAGAAAAACUCGACUGGAUACUAGUAAGUCAACCACUUCUGUCAUUCAUAUCAAAUGUCGAAACUCAUCCAACAAUCGGCACUUUAAGUGGACAUAAACCAAUAACAUUUGAUAUUCCAAUUGGAGUUGAACCAAAACCUACAUCUCCAAGAAUAUCUUUUAAUUUUAAAGCAGCAAAAUGGUCAAAGCUUAGAAGCAUAUUAGAUCAACAACUGAUGCUAUGGAAUAAUGAUAGACCCUUUGUUACAACAUUAGAUAUAGAAGAAUAUACAUAA